Messenger RNA from Diorhabda sublineata, 2611 nucleotides. It is a transcript of the gene RnrL, whose product is annotated as ribonucleoside-diphosphate reductase large subunit. Lineage: Eukaryota; Metazoa; Arthropoda; Insecta; Coleoptera; Chrysomelidae. The record is from RefSeq and is a predicted model, not a curated record. Gene Ontology annotation, cellular component: ribonucleoside-diphosphate reductase complex. Bases 130 to 2505 code for a protein of 791 amino acids. The transcript has 4 exons. Gene Ontology annotation, biological process: deoxyribonucleotide biosynthetic process; DNA replication. Gene Ontology annotation, molecular function: ATP binding; ribonucleoside-diphosphate reductase activity, thioredoxin disulfide as acceptor.
AAAGUAGCAGAAAAUAUCUGCGAGUUUUGGCGCGUAAAUGUUUUUAUUAGAUUCCCAAGUCUGUAGUUCAAUACCAUUGUCCUCAACUAUAAAGUUUGAAUUUUAUUUAUAGAUAGAUUGUAUAUUAUAAUGGUGGCAAAAACACCAACCAAGUUUUAUGUUGUAAAAAGAGAUGGGAGAAAGGAGCGAGUUCAUGUAGAUAAAAUUACAUCAAGAAUUCAAAAGUUAUGCUACGGACUGAAUAUGGACUUUGUAGACCCCGUGUCUAUAACUCUAAAAGUCAUCAGUGGUCUUUAUCCGGGAGUGACUACUGUCGAACUUGAUAUAUUAGCUGCCGAAACAGCUGCUAUGAAAACCAUAGAUCAUCCAGAUUAUGCUACACUUGCUGCUAGAAUUUCUAUGUCAAAUUUACACAAAGAAACAAAAAAACAAUUCAGUGAAGUUAUCAACGAUCUAUAUAAUAUGGUUGAUUCUAUAACAAAUCGUCGUACACCCAUGAUAUCAGAUUACCAUUACGGUGUCAUAAUGAAGAACGCAGAACGUCUAAAUUCCUGUAUUAUUUACGAUAGAGAUUUUUCCUACAGCUAUUUCGGUUUGAAAACAUUGGAAAGAUCGUAUUUAUUAAAAAUUAAUGGUAAAAUAGUGGAACGCCCACAACAUAUGCUAAUGAGAGUUGCCGUUGGAAUUCAUGGAGAAGACAUCGAAUCCGCUAUUAACACUUAUAAUUUAUUAUCAGAAAAGUAUUUUACACACGCCAGCCCAACUUUAUUUUCAGCCGCUACUCCCAAACCUCAAUUAUCAUCAUGCUUUUUACUUAUGUUACCUGAAGACAGCGUAGAAGGUUUCACUACGCUUCUAACGCGUUGUGCGUACAUUUCUAAAUCCGCUGGAGGUAUAGGUUUCCACGUGCACAACGCUAGGGCGAAAGGAACUCCAAUUAAAGGCAUUAGUGGUGAAGCUAAAGGUCUAGUACCUUUAUUAAGAGUAUUUAAUAACACCGCAAGAUACGUGGAUCAAGGAGGUAAUAAAAGACCCGGUGCUUUUGCAGUAUACCUCGAACCAUGGCACGCUGAUAUACUAGAUUUCUUAAAUCUCAAAAAAAACACAGGUAAAGAAAAAAUACGAGCCCGAGAUUUAUUUUACGCUCUUUGGAUACCGGAUUUGUUCAUGAAAAGAGUGGAAGCUAACGAAACUUGGUCGUUGAUGUGUCCCUAUUUAUCCCCAGGUCUUUCCGAUUGCUACGGAAACGAAUUCGAACAAUUAUAUCAGAAAUAUGAAGCCGAAGGAAAAUUCGUGAAACAACUCCCCGCUCAAGAAGUAUGGAAAGCCAUCAUCGUAUCUCAAGUCGAAACCGGUACGCCUUACAUGCUAUAUAAAGACGCGUGUAACAAGAAAAGUAACCAGAAGAAUCUAGGGGUUAUCAAAAGUAGUAAUUUAUGUACGGAAAUAGUGGAAUAUACCUCCCCAGAUGAAAUAGCGGUUUGUAAUUUAGCAUCGAUAGCGGUUAAUAUGUUCGUUAACCCAGAUAGAACUACAUACGAUUUCGUUAAACUUAAAGAAAUCACUAAAGUCGUUACGAAAAAUCUCAACAAGAUAAUCGAUGUGAAUUAUUAUCCCGUGCAAGAAGCUAAAACUUCCAAUAUGCGUCAUAGACCCAUCGGGAUCGGUGUACAAGGACUAGCAGACGCUUUUAUAUUAAUGAAACUACCUUUUGAUAGCAAAGAAGCCAGUUUACUAAAUAGGAAGAUAUUCGAAACUAUUUACUACGGAGCUUUGGAAGCCAGUUGCGAAUUAGCCGAAAAAGAAGGUCCUUAUUCCACGUACGAAGGUAGUCCUGCUAGUAAAGGUAUUCUACAGUACGAUAUGUGGGACGUUACCCCUACUGAUCUAUGGAAUUGGGAAAUUUUAAAAGAAAAAAUAUCCAAACACGGUAUCAGGAAUUCGUUGCUUUUGGCGCCGAUGCCGACAGCUUCAACAGCUCAAAUUUUGGGAAAUAACGAAUCUAUAGAACCAUAUACUUCGAAUAUUUAUACAAGAAGGGUGUUAUCAGGGGAAUUUCAAGUAGUUAAUCAACAUUUAAUAAACGAUUUAACCGAAAGAGGUUUGUGGGAUGAUUCUAUGAAAAAUCAGAUUUUAGCUAACCUCGGUUCGAUACAAAAUAUACCUACGAUACCGGACGAUCUCAAAGCGAUUUAUAAAACCGUUUGGGAAAUUUCGCAGAAAGUGAUACUUAACAUGGCCGCCGAUAGGGGGGCGUUUAUAGAUCAAAGUCAGAGUUUAAAUAUACACGUCGAGAAACCUAAUUACGGAGUUUUGUCGUCAAUUCAUUUCUAUGGCUGGCGUAAAGGGCUCAAGACCGGGAUGUAUUAUUUGAGAACGAAACCGGCUGCUAAACCUAUUCAAUUUACGGUUGAUAAAACUAAAUUGAUCGUUAAGAACGGGAAGGAGGAAAGUUGCGUCGUGACUCCCGAUGGCGUGAAUGGUAUUACUAAAAAUAUUGUUUGAGAAGUUGUAGUAUUCGAAUUAGGAAUUUAUUGUGAUAGUUUUAUAAGAUUAAAUUAAGUGCCUUGUAUAUUUGAAAACUAAUAAAAAAUUUUAAUUAGUGGAGUAA